Messenger RNA from Rhineura floridana, 2094 nucleotides. RefSeq names its product vomeronasal type-2 receptor 26-like. The transcript has 4 exons. Gene Ontology annotation, biological process: G protein-coupled receptor signaling pathway. The coding region runs from base 1 to 2094 and encodes 697 amino acids. The record is from RefSeq and is a predicted model, not a curated record. NCBI's taxonomy places the organism in Eukaryota, Metazoa, Chordata, Lepidosauria, Squamata, Rhineuridae. Gene Ontology annotation, molecular function: G protein-coupled receptor activity. Gene Ontology annotation, cellular component: membrane.
AUGUUGAGUGACAAAAUUCAGUUCCCUUCUUUCUUCCGGAUGGUUCCAAAUGAAACCCCUCAGUUUGAUGGGAUUGUUCAGCUAUUGGAAUAUUUUGGAUGGCGUUGGAUUGGCCUCCUCAUCCCAGAUGAUGACAGUGGAGAAACAUUUCUUCGAACACUGAGACCGAGGCUCAUUGAGAGGAAUAUUUGCAUUUCUUUUACACAAUCCAUUCCAAUAGUGAAAAGUUACAUUAUAAACAAGUCUCUUAAAUUAAUUUUACAUAGCAUAGCUUCUAUUCUCUGGUUGAAGAACCUUAAUGUGAUCCUUGUGUAUGGGGACCGACAGUCUAUGAAUGGUCUACAAAUAAUUCUAGAAAGUUAUGAAUUUCAGAUGGUUCCAAUUGAGAGAGUUUGGAUUAUAACAGCUCAGGGGGAUGUCACAAUGACAUUACCUUGGGAAAGAUUCACUUCAAAAUCCCUUAAUGGCACUUUGUCCUUUGCCCUCCACACAAAUGUGGUGCCAGGAUUUCAGGAAUAUCUUGAGACCAUAAAUCAUUUCAAAAUGACAUUUUUUUCCAUCCAUGAGUUCUGGCACAGUGUGUUUCUCUGUUCACUCCCACAAUACAACCUAUAUGCGCUAAACAAGGAAAACUGCACUGGGCAGGAGAAGCUGGAGAGCCUACCUGGAACUGUGUUUGAAACAGGAAUGACUGGCCAGAGCUACGGCAUCUACAAUGCGGUCUAUGCUGUAGCACAUGCCCUCCAUGCCCUGCAUGCCCUGCAUUUAUUAGAAUCUAAACCAAAAGCAAUGGGGAAUGGAGUCAACUGGAAUUUUUUCAAAGUUCAGCCAUGGCAACUUCACUCAUUUCUGAGAAACAUCCACUUCAACAACAGUGCCGGAGAAGAAAUAUUUUUUGAUGAUAAAGGAGACCUGAGAGGUGGAUAUGAUAUCAUCAAUAUGGUAACAUUCCCCAAUCAAUCCUUCCAGAAAGUCCGAGUUGGAAGGAUUGAUCCCCAGGCUACUGCAGGGAAAGAAUUUGUUGUUAAUGGAAGUGCCAUUGUGUGGAAUCACAAAUUUAAACAGGAGCUGCCUCGUUCCACAUGUGUUGAGAGCUGCCACCCGGGAUAUAACAUGAUUGCUGUGCUGGGGAAUCAAGUGUGUUGCUAUGACUGUGCUCCUUGUCCUGAAGGGAGGAUUUCAAACCAAAUGGAUGCAAAGCAUUGCAACAAGUGUCCUGAGGAUCAUCAUCCAAACAAGAAACAGGAUCAGUGCAUCCUCAAGCACAUAAGCUAUCUGUCUUAUGGAGAGCCUUUGGGAAUACUUCCAGCUUCAUUUGCUCUUUUCCUUUCUCUGAUCACCCUUGCAGUAAUGCAGAUCUUCAUUCAAUGUCAGAAUACUCCCAUUGUCAAAGCCAACAACUGGAACAUCACAUGCACCCUCCUCAUUUCCCUUUUGCUUUGGUUUUUAUGUUCCUUCUUUUUCAUUGGACAGCCUGGGAAGGUGACCUGCCUUCUCCGUCAAGCAGUGUUUGGCAUCAUCUUCUCCCUUGCUGUUUCUUGUGUAUUGGCUAAAACCAUCACUGUGGUUCUGGCCUUCAUGGCCACCAAGCCAGGAAACAGGAUGAGGAAAUUGGUAGGGAAGAGGCUGGCAGUCUCAGUCAUCAUCCUCUGUACCCUUAUUCAAACUGGCAUCUGUGCAGUGUGGCUGGCAACCUCUCCUCCCUUCCUAGAGUUUGACAUGCAUUCCCAGAUCGAUCAGAUUAUUGUGCAAAGCAAUGAAAGCUCAGUCUCAAUGUUUUAUACUGUCCUGGGCUACAUGGGACUUCUGGCCAUCAUCAGUUUCAUUGUGGCUUUCAUUGCCAGGAAGUUGCCUGAUACUUUUAAUGAAGCGAAGCUCAUCACCUUUAGCAUGUUGGUGUUUUGCAGUGUUUGGUUGUCCUUUAUCCCAACUUACCUGAGUGUGAAGGGGAAAUACAUGGUGGCCGUGGAGAUCUUCUCCAUCUUGGCCUCUAGUGCUGGAUUACUGGGUUGCAUCUUUCUCCCCAAAUUCUACAUUAUUGUACUGAGGCCUGAUCUGUACACCAGAGAUCAACUAGUAAGGAAAAAGAAUUGA